This is a messenger RNA of Dioszegia hungarica, 627 nucleotides long. RefSeq lists its product as uncharacterized. The coding region runs from base 1 to 627 and encodes 208 amino acids. The record is from RefSeq and is a predicted model, not a curated record. Lineage: Eukaryota; Fungi; Basidiomycota; Tremellomycetes; Tremellales; Bulleribasidiaceae. The transcript has 3 exons.
AUGCUCAUAACGCAGCGACCUCACGGGCCAGCGCAUCAGUCCCCCUUCUCCCCCCUCUCCCCCUCCCUCCUCAUCUCCAACCUUCCCCCACACGUCCAGCCCAAACAUCUCACCCACAUCCUCUCUUCUCGUCCCAGGCUGCAGAGACAAGUCGGGGACACGACCCGAGGGGAGCAUGGGAUCUGCUUUAUCCGGAUCUAUACCAAGCCGAAACGAAAGCCAAGGCCGGCAUUCUUCACUCGGCUCUUCUCGGACCUGUCCAUCAGUCCCCGCGCUAAUGUCGCUCUUGCUGAAAAGCCCGCUCUGCCCGCCCGAAAGACCUCGUCUACUUCGGACGCCGAGCCUGCGCCACCCACUCUUCCCUCUGACGCAGCCGCUCUGCGGACAAGAAGCAGAGUCGAAGAAGUCGUCCCUGAUUCUCCUCGGCCCAUAUCGACGAGACACAAUCCUAAGCAGGAAGACGAAGACGAAGUAACCAUCGCCGAGUUACGCUUCAGUACCGAGUACCACCGAUACGCCGCCGCGCAGCUACUAAACCGAUCGACGAUUGACGGGCGGAAGGUCGGACUGAAAAUGAAAGAGUGGGAUGGCGCGGCUUUGAGACGGCUGUGGCGGCGGAUGACCUGA